UUUGCCUGGUUCUGGCCUCUGGAAAUAAAUGAAAAGCGUCGGUGUUUGAUGACAGCUUGAGGAGGGGAAUGUACAGAUGACGUUUGGCAACGAGAUUUACAGCUGAAUUCCCACUUGACUACACUGGCCAGCAUCCAUAAGAUCCACCACACCUUGCACAGGCUGAACCUGACAGAAGACGUUGGACAGGAUAGCCACCCCUCAGCUUGUUGCUCUAGAGCCAUGCCUCCUAGGAAAAAGAGGAGACCCUCUGCUGGAGAUGACAUGUCAGCCAAGAAAAGUCGCCAGGACAGUGUUUUCAGAAAACAUGAAACGUCACAAAUUCGCGAGGAGGAGACAUUUUCUAGUAAAAGGUGCUUGGAGUGGUUCUAUGAAUAUGCAGGUUGUGACGAUGUGGUGGGUCCAGAGGGCAUGGAGAAGUUCUGCGAGGACAUCGGAGUGGAACCAGAGAAUGUGGUGAUGCUGGUUCUUGCUUGGAAGCUGGAUGCCCAGAGUAUGGGAUAUUUCACUCUCCAGGAGUGGCUGAGAGGCAUGGGCUCACUGCAGUGCGACUCCACAGAGAGGCUGAGGAACUCGCUCGAUUACCUGAGAUCUGUCCUAAACGACAGCACCAGUUUUAAGCUCAUUUAUAGAUAUGCCUUUGAUUUUGCUCGGGAAAAGGAUCAGAGGAGUUUGGACUUGAACACAGCCAAGUGCAUGCUGGGGCUUCUUCUGGGAAAGACAUGGCCCCUGUUUCCCGUGUUUAAUCAGUUUCUAGAGCAAUCCAAGUACAAAGUCAUCAACAAAGACCAAUGGUGCAAUGUUUUAGAGUUCAGCAGGACAAUCAACCUGGACCUCAGUAACUACGAUGAGGAUGGUGCCUGGCCUGUUUUGUUGGAUGAGUUUGUGGAGUGGUACAAGGAAAGACAGAUGUCAUAGCUGCAGAGCAAAAUGGAAAAUGGAAAAAACACAACUGUGACAACAACGACUAUGAGAAUCAACAACCAAUAAGUAAACAAUACAAAAAUGGUAAAGCAGUGACUGUGGGUGCUUCCUAGUAAAGGAGGGAUUUGGGGCUGUGGGUGGGCUAGGGUGGGGGCGACGGGUUUGCAGCCUGGGUGCACGCUGCCCAGAGCACGGAUGCGGAGGGCUGCCAUUGUGGAGUAAUGUUCCCUACCGAAGUUGCAUAGUGGGCAAGCUUGCAGCAAUCCCCAGUGGCAUUGCUGUCUCUCACUGUGACAUGUCAUAUUGCUGUCUGUGUUAGGAUAACAUGGUAUCAUACAUGGAUGAUGGAAGCAAAAUGGUAUUAUGUGGGAGAACCACUCCUCACCCUUAUCUUCAGCACAGAGAACCCAACGGAAGUGACCAUUCAUGCAUUGUGUCUGAGUCUUAAACAGGGUCACUUUGACCUGGGCACAUUAAAUAUUAUAUAUCUGUGCAAUGAACUUGAACUUGAGCUUUUCUGGACAGAUGGCACUAACUAUUGUUUGUCAUAUUUUCAGUUUGAUAGGAAUUCUUCAAGAAGCACACUGUGUCAAAUGGUUGAUCGCAGGUUUCUGAUGCCUGUGCUGUUUACUAUUGAUCUGUGCCAGUGAUUUCUUUUUUUUCCCUCCAGUUUUUGUUCCCUCCUGCUGUUUUGCUCCAGCUAAUGCUAACAGUUUGCUAACCCCCCCGGCAAAGGCUUCAGACCUCAUAACACCAAACAAAUCAGCAUUGCUGCUUACUAACUCUUAUUACAGCGGUGAGCCACUAGUGCUCUGAUCAGCAUUUAUUGGUCCGGUGACCAAUCGAUGUAUCUACGUUGUGUAGGUAAGAGUAUUAUUGUGCCUCAAACCAUGGAAGUCACUUUGUGUGUCCCACACACGUACCAACAAAUCCAAAUGUACAUACACGUGUGAGAACACAUACAACACAUACACAUACUCAUGCACACACAGACACACUGAGUGGUCAGGGAUUAUUUCAGGAUGAAUUCAAACUGUUUGGGCUGUGUUAUAAGUUGACAUAGAUCUAGUUGGUGUCCAUUUUGUCUUGAUAUGUGGUAUAUGUUUUGUCUUCCUUAGUCCACUGAUAGUUUCAGGUCUCUUCCUAGUAGCAUCUCUCCCAACACUGACAGUGUUUUAUAUAUGUAUAUAUAUACACACAUAUAUACAUGUAUAUAACUAUGGAAGACCAUUGACCCUCUCAGGACGAGGUCCUUUAGGCUUGAGUAGUAAGGUAGGUUUGCUGAAAGCAUUGCUUUGUACCACCCGUAGGAUCUAAUCAAAACAAUGGACACUGACGGUUUGGAACUGUGUGAUGAUGCUAUGCUCUUCUUUCGCCUAGUAUAAUGUUCUUGUAACACAUGUAUAAAUUUUUGUCUUUGGCUGUUGUGUGAUGCUGAAUCGUCAGAAGAUUUAAUAUUUGCAUGCAUGCUCCAACAGAGCCUUUGGUGAAUGGAUGAGAUUUUUUGAAAACAUUUUUCAAAUGCGUUUUUGUUUUGUACAGGAAUUUGUGCAAGUGUUUUGUGCUCAAUUUGAUAUUCAUGAUCAUGUUAUCUUAAUUCUGAUGAACAACAUGAUCGUGUCUAUUAAGACCUGGAACACACCUGUAACCUCACGGUGGAACAGGAGUUCCCUCCUGCAUUUGCCCCAUCUUUCAGAUCCUUACACGUGCUGUAAAGCUUUAGGUAGCUACAGCCAGUACAGGAUCUAAUUUUAUUUAUUGGAAGUGCGUAACUUGUUUUGCAACUUUUGCACCACACUGUCACAAUACACACAAAAUACACUUUGAAAUCUGUCGUGAAGUUAAUAGACAUCAGCUCCCGUGUCACUGAAGCGCACUGCUGAUAAAACUGUAAGAAAGCCUCUUUUGUCAUUACAACACCAUCAACCAUCAGCAUAAAAUCUAAGGUCAAAGUAGUUGUUGGAUUGCUUACCAAAUACUGUGUAGAGAUCAGUGUAUAGAGUUUUCUCCCAUGACAGUGCAGGAGGAUGAACAGCCUUGUCCCAACUGUAUAUAUGUAUGUAAACUAUGUAAGUGUCUAUAUGUCUGUUUUCACUAUAACCUAUGUCUAUAUACAUAAAUAAAAUG
Molecule: messenger RNA, 3051 nt
Organism: Seriola dumerili (greater amberjack)
Lineage: Eukaryota; Metazoa; Chordata; Actinopteri; Carangiformes; Carangidae
Gene: dcun1d4
Product: defective in cullin neddylation 1 domain containing 4
Exons: 11
Coding region: 223-918 (231 amino acids)
Biological process (GO): positive regulation of ubiquitin-protein transferase activity; protein neddylation
Cellular component (GO): ubiquitin ligase complex
Molecular function (GO): cullin family protein binding; ubiquitin conjugating enzyme binding; ubiquitin-like protein binding
Source: RefSeq, a predicted model, not a curated record